This is a messenger RNA of Eleginops maclovinus (Patagonian blennie), 1757 nucleotides long. RefSeq names its product macrophage mannose receptor 1-like. The record is from RefSeq and is a predicted model, not a curated record. Lineage: Eukaryota; Metazoa; Chordata; Actinopteri; Perciformes; Eleginopidae. Bases 80 to 1045 code for a protein of 321 amino acids. The transcript is spliced from 6 exons.
GUUUAUUCAGAGGUUAACUGCAAAGAGCUUAGAUAUGAAACAUAUUCGACAGCUGGAUUCUAAACUUUAGAAAAUUGAAAUGGAUUUUUACGUGACUCUCCUCAUCUCAGGAAUUUGCCUCAGCUCCUGCUCUCACUUCCCCCCACGUACGUUCUACUAUUUUGACUUGAAAAUGAAUUGGACCGAUGCCCAGAAUUACUGCAGAGAGAAAUACACUGACCUGGCGACCAUUGCAAGCAUGGAUGAUAUAGGCAUGCUUGCACCUGCUUUUCCCUAUUCAUGGGCAUGGAUCGGACUCAUAGAUGACCGAAAAUCAUGGAAAAAAAUCAUGAGCAAUGAAACUAACUCCUGGAGAUCAUCAUCGACUGGUGAAACCAGCAAAACAGGUUACCAAAACUGGGCUUCAAACGAACCCCAUGGAUAUGAAUACUGUGUGUUAAUGGGCAAUGAUGGAACAUGGUAUGAUGAGCUCUGUGAAACCCUCAAACCUUUUAUAUGUUACAAUGUAACAAAGGGAAAUAAUGAAGAGGAUAAAACAUAUCUGUUCAUCUCGACUGAGAAAACCUGGUCUGCUGCCCGUGACUAUUGCAGAGAACACCACACAGACAUGCCUAUGAUUGAGAGCGAAGAAGAAAAUAAUGAGAUCUUUUCUGUUAAAGCACCCAAUGUUGUUUCUUGGAUUGGAAUGUACCGAGUGCCGUGGACGUGGUCUGACAAAACCCAAAGCUCCUUCACAAACUGGCGAAGUGGCAGCCCAAAUCACUAUCUGGGUACACAGGACUGUACGUCUGAGAGCCACCUGCAUGUAUGGGAUGACGAUGCUUGUUCGGUCAAAUACCCUUUCAUCUGCCAUCAAGCUGCAAAAUUGAAGACCAUGGUAAUGAUGAAGUUUGAGACUGACGCUGACAUAACAGAUCCAGCUACUAACACCCAGAUCCUCCAGCAGCUUCGUGCACUGCUAACAAGUCAGGGAUGGACCGACUUUGAGUUGCGCUGGAAGAUUCGACCCAAAAAAGUGGAGGCAGAGAAACUCACUGCAUUUUAACUCCUUAAUAUAUGACAGCAAACCUACUAUGUUAUAUAGAUUUUGUGUUGUGAAUCAAAUAGUGUGUGUUCACUUUAGCGUAAAGAAAAACAACAUGACAGUAAUAUAAAAAAAUAUGCUUUUUGUUCAAUCUGAGGUUCGACUUGCGUGGACCUUCUUUUCCAGCACCUUCAAGAAAACUUUCCCUGGGAGGCUGAGUAAUGUGAUGCCUCUGUAAUUGGCACACACCCUCUAGUCUCCCCUUUAUUACUGGAAAACCACCACCCAGGUCUCCUAGUCCUUCGUUAAUGCCCCCAAUUCCAUGUAAUGAUGAUGAGAAAUGUCAAACAUUGUGUCAACCACCAGUCCCCCAAAUAUCUCAAAGAAAAUGCUCACCGAUAUCAGUGAGAUUGUUUGAUGAGUAAAUCUGAGUUGCCUUGAGUUGUUUUUGUGUUAAUGUUGUGAAUGUUAAGGUUAUCCUGUAAAUAGGCAAAUGUUACCUAAAUAUAUAAACUGAUAGAUAUUAUAUACACUCUCUAUAGACUAUAGGACCUAAUUAGUACAAUAUUAGCUUUUUGCUCAUUUAAAUGUAAUUAAAAAUAAAACAGUAUACAAAGAUUUGAUGUCAUAUGGUGAGAUAUAAAAUGUGGGUCAUCUUCUUCUUGGUGAUAUUGGACAUUAUAGAAACAAUACCAUGAAGUUGACAAAAUAAUAAAGACAAUAAAAUAGACAA